UGCUUGCAAAAUGGCGGGCGGUUAACGGAGAAAUAGUUUUACUCGAGCCACGUAUGGUACAGUUGAUUGCUCCCCAGUUUCAGGAAUUGCUCCGUUUGUUUGUUAUGCCUGAUAGAAAAAAAUGAGUGAAAGCCUGUUGGAAGGCCUUGACAAAGCUGAGCAAAGACCAUACUCGGGUUGGAAAACAAAUGGCUUUGCCUCAGGUGGUUCUCCGGAGAAUGAUGAUGUUUGUUUGCUAGAUGAGGGUGUGAGUCAAAGUUGUAGGCAAGCUUCACCACCUUCCAAGGAACCUGAGAAAUGUCUGACAGAUGGACACAGAAAUCCUAAGGACUUUGAUGCUAAAAAAUCAUCAUUUAAAAUUCCCAAGAAAGCCAAACCCCAGACAUGGAUUGAAUCAUCAUUCUCUUCAAAAGACAACAUGUUAAGUGAAAGCCCUCAAACAAGACUGAAAAAGCAAGCAAAUAAUCCAAGCACUCCUAAGAAAAGGAAUUUUGAGAAAGAAAUUGGAUAUCGCAUUCAUCGUCAAGGGCAUAUGACUCCAAAAACUCGAGGAAGUGAAGAAGUUGCCACUCCUAGGUCACGAUGGAAACAUACAAGCCCCCCUGGUUGGCGAGAUAAACCAACAUGUACCAGAAAUGAUUUCUCUUCUCAAGUUUCAAAUGCUCACAACGAUGGAAAAUGCAAUGGUUCUGAUCCAGAUGUCCUUACAAGAGCUAAUAUGCAAAAUGAAUGUAGCUCUCUUGUGGAAGAGCAAAAACAUAGUCAUUCAGUUUUGGAUUCCCUCAUGGGCAGUCAGUGCAAGGGCAACCAAUCCAGUACUAACUCUAAUGGUGAAGUUUCAAUUAGUAAUGACACUGACUCAGACAACAAUUUAAGGAAAAAAACAAAACUGGACAAAAGUGCAAAUUUAACAAAUGAUCUGCUCUCUGAUGAAAAUUAUGAAGAUUGCUAUAAAGAUUACUUUUGUGCAAAAUGCUCCACUAAGUUGUCAAAGAACAGAAAUUGCUCACAUUGCAGCAAAGACAAUUUCCCUUCACAAGCAGCCACCCCAAGGAAACCUCUUUCACCGGACAGAUUUUAUAAUGUAUAUGACAGCAAACAUCCAAACGUUCAGCGGACAUAUGGUCGGCAACGGAGAGAUGGAACUCCUAAAUUACUGCAGAAGGGAUCAGUGAGAACAGUGACAUCUGCAAAGGGAUCAAGUAAUGAAGAAUGCCAAACAAAUGUGACUGCAAAGAAGAGAAAGAAUCAGCUGAAAUUAAGCAGCGAAGACUCUGAUUCAGAAUCAAAAGUACAAGCCAAGAGGAAGCGAAAUAUGAGGCAAUCGAAGGUCAUUGCUCCAAAAAAAGUGGAUGUCAUAACAUUAUCAGAUGAAGAAGAGGUUAUAGAAACAGAAGCAAAGCUUGUUGUAGAGCAAUCUGAUAUUUCUCUAAAGGAACUUAGCAACUCUAGUGAUACUGUUGUCUCAGAGUCACCCAUCAAUCAGGAUAAAGAAAUUGCUUUAGAGUCAGGUUACAUGAGCACUAGUGUUUGUUCAGACACAUCCAGCAAAGGAAAAACAUCACCAGAGAGGGAGGGAAAUGCCCAGAAGAAAUCUGAAAAUUUUCAGCCCUAUGUCAGAGAUGAUGGUGAAAUAGAGAUAAUGCUGGGACAGAAUGUGUGGAUUGGAACUUUGGCAUGUAAUUCUACUAAACCAUUAAAGAUAACUCGCUGUGAUGAUGAGAUUUCGUUUGGUAUUGUGAUUGGUGAUAAAAAUCAUGAGGUUACCAUUGUUGAGAAUGACUUUUCUUCUUUGAAGGUUCAUCCUUCUUCAAACCCAGGUCUGAUUGUGUUGGGAGUAACUGCAGGCUACGCACUGAAAUUAAGGGAGAGGAUUGAUCACAGCAGAGGAGCUUUCCUUAAUCCAGGAAGUGCCGUGACAGCUGAAAGGGACAUUGUUCUUGAACUUAGUGAACAUGUGAAGCCAGAGGUGACUGCUGAUUUGGAUGAUUGGGUGACAGAAAAGUUAUCAAAAGAGUUUUCUCAGUUGAGCUUAGAAGAAGCAGAGAGAAUUCGAACAUACAAAACCCAAAGUCAAAAGCAUCAGAAGACACCUGUUGCAACCCGUGAUGGAGGCAGUCGUUCUACUAUUGCUACUCGAUCCAAGACGUACAACACGAGAACAAACAGUGAUAAGAAGCCAGCGGUAGCAGCACAAACGCUUAUUGUUUAUCCUCGUCCUCCUCAACCUGGUGGAAUCACAGUCACUACAGAGGACGUCGCUUGCCUUGCACCUGGUGAAUUACUAAAUGAUGUCAUCAUCGACUUCUACCUAAAAUAUAUAUUUUUUGAGAAGCUCUCACCCGCUGACAGAGAACGCACACACAUUUUAAGCUCAUUCUUUUACAAGCGAUUGACUCAGAGAAGUACCAGUGGCAGUUCCAACACCUCCACCAGCACCUCAGACAGAAUGCAUUCUCAAGUGCGAACAUGGACCAAAAAUGUGGACAUAUUUGAAAAGGAUUUUGUAGUUGUACCUAUUAAUGAAAGCUCACAUUGGUACUUAGCGGUGAUCUGUUUUCCUGGGAAGGAUGGCCAAACUCUUGUCAAUGAAAUCAAUGAUGAAGACGAUGGGAGUGACUCAAAGAAUGAAGACCACGAUAUUAAAACUGGUGAAGAAGCAAAAAAUGGUCGCGAUAACGAUGACGAUGUUCUUCUGCUCCGCUCUCCAUUUGCAAAGGACCGGAAGAAAUCACCCAAACAAAACCAGAGUAAAAGCUUGUCGAAACAGAUCAUCACAUCGCGACCUUGUAUACUAGUUUUUGACUCCUUGGGAUUGACGAGAUCAAGGUGUCUCUUUAAUCUCAGAAAUUACCUUCAGUGUGAGUGGAGAGAACGAAAGAAAGAACCUAAUACAAAGUCUUUCGACAAGGAUGCAGUGAAAGGGAACCACCCAAAGGUUCCCGGUCAAGAUAACCAUUUUGACUGCGGUGUUUACGUGUGUCAAUACGUGGAGAGCUUUUUCACGGAUCCAAUCACAGACUUCUCACUGCCAAUAAAGAAACCAGACUGGUUCUCUUCAAUCCAAGAUAAAAGAGAGGAGAUACGGAAACUUAUAUACACUUUGAAAACUUGUGCAGAGGUCGACAAUGUAACAUAAAAGCUAUCAAAGGAAUACUGAUGACAGAAAACUUAUGUGGGUCAUAAGCUCCGUAUAUGCUCCGCAAGGUUUAUGUAUAGAAAUAACCGACAUCCGUGACCAUGAACGAUUUGGUAGAAGGUUAAAAUAAAAACUUCACUGCUGAUCCAACAUUGAAA
Molecule: messenger RNA, 3297 nt
Organism: Pocillopora verrucosa
Lineage: Eukaryota; Metazoa; Cnidaria; Anthozoa; Scleractinia; Pocilloporidae
Product: sentrin-specific protease 7
Biological process (GO): proteolysis; protein desumoylation
Cellular component (GO): cytoplasm; nucleus
Molecular function (GO): SUMO-specific endopeptidase activity
Source: RefSeq, a predicted model, not a curated record